Molecule: messenger RNA, 1399 nt
Organism: Thrips palmi
Lineage: Eukaryota; Metazoa; Arthropoda; Insecta; Thysanoptera; Thripidae
Exons: 8
Coding region: 255-1274 (339 amino acids)
Source: RefSeq, a predicted model, not a curated record
UCGGGAUGUGACUGCAGCCGCGACAGCUUCAGCGUGCUUCAGCGCCAGAGAGACGGGGAUCGGUGUAUCAUUCGACUGCUGGCGUCGCGUCCGCGGACUUGGUCACGGUCCGCACUGCCGCGGCACUGCCCACACGCAUCCGGUACACCGGUAGUGACACCUGUUGAGGGCCCCCACGAGAUCGCGGAGCGGUCUAGCGGUGUGCGUCGCGGAGCCGCCGCUCCACUGUAUCAUCGUCAGCGGACAGCACCGCCAUGGGCACCCCAGGGGCGUCGUCGGCGUCCUCGCAACCGUCGGCCCGCCUCGUCGCCGUCCUCGCGAUCGCAAUGCUCGCCGUCCAUAGUGCAGGCGCAGCGAGCGUCCUUCGCGCGGCACCGAGGGCCGCCUCUGCCGCCGCCGAGCCGAGCGCUGCGACUGACUCGCCGCUGCUGGAGUCGACGCUGGCGACGCUGGCGACGCAGGGCGAGGAGCUGGACGCCGCCACCCUGCAGGCCCUGAGCGCCCUGAGCAGGCUGGGCAGCCUCCAGGACGACGCCGGCACGCUGGAGAUCCAAGUGCCCGGCGACGUGUGGGGCCUGGCGGACUCGCUGCUGCGCGACGGCAACAAGCCAAGCGAACGGAUUUCCGUUCCAUUCCUGCCGUCUAUUCUGCCUCACGUGAACACCUCAUGCUCCUGCCAAAAUUGGCAAUGUAGCUGCUGUGCUACGGUGGAAAUCACUCCUCUGAAGAGAAACAAAACAGGGUGUGCAACUUUGUCUUAUGUAAAAGACCAACUGGCGGUUGUUCUUCGAUUGUCACUCAAUAACAGGACUCUAGCUGAGAGAGAGUUGAUAUCAGGAUCGCAUCCUCCUCCAUUCUGCUUCCCAGUGCCCCAGCUACCAGUCAUUACAGUGUGUCUGCGUUUUAGCAAUAUCAGCCUAACAAAUGAUGCUAAAAUUCAGGCAUGUGCUGCAGUAGAAAUGGGGCUUGUCUUUACGUCUCCCUUGAUUCGGCUCCGAUUUGGAUGUCUUCGGAUUGGGCCAGGGGGUGUUGGCUGGUCUAGCAAACCUGUUACUCAUUCAUUGAACUCAGGGGCUGAUAUUGAAACAGAUGCAUUGCAGCAAUUCGCAGCUGCUAUAAAUGCCACAGACAAGGAUCAGCAAUUUUUACUUCUCCAAUCUAUUUUAAGGCAAGACAGUGGCGUGUUUAGUGAACCUCAACCGGUUCAGCUCUCAAGAAGUUCCAAAUCGACAUGGCCAAACUAUCAGCAAAGAAUUCGGAUGAUACCUGACUAGAAGAGCCCUUCCAACAAACUUGAUAGGAAAUAGCACAAGAAACAAAUUUUCUUAACACAUUUAUUCUUGUGAAAUUUCAUAACAAAACAAACGUGCUCAGUAAAUAAAUAUUUUAAAAUCACAAA